This is a messenger RNA of Oncorhynchus masou masou (cherry salmon), 1563 nucleotides long. Its product is annotated as zinc finger protein 239-like. The record is from RefSeq and is a predicted model, not a curated record. NCBI's taxonomy places the organism in Eukaryota, Metazoa, Chordata, Actinopteri, Salmoniformes, Salmonidae.
GAGAGAGACGUGACCAUCGUGGAUCCACUGGGGAGCCUCAACAACAACAUCAUGAAGCUGACGAGGCAGAGAAGAAUCUCUCCACAUCAGAACAUCUCAAGCGGAAACCCACAGGGAAGAAAUCUCUCCACUGCUCUGACCGUAGGAAGAGUUACUCAAUAUCAGGUUCACUGAAAGUGCACCAGAGAUUUCACACAGUAGAGACAUCUCACUGCUGCUCUGACUGUUGGAAGAGAUUCACCUCUUCAGCAGAGCUCAAAAGACAUCAGAGAAUCCAUACAGGAGAGAAACGUAAUAGUUGUGAUCAAUGUGGGAAGAGUUUUAAUGCUCCAAGCAGCCUGAAAACACACCAGAGAAUACACACAGGAAAGAAACCUUAUAGCUGCUCUGACUGUGGGAAGACCUUUUCAAAACUAUAUACAUUACAAUUACACCAGAGAAUUCACACUGGAGAGAAACCCCAUAGCUGUGAUCAAUGUGGGAAGAGUUUUACAACAUCUAGUCAUCUGACUAUUCACCAGAGACACACAGGAGAGAAACCUUAUAGCUGUGAUCAAUGUGGGAAGACAUUUUCCAAAUUAUAUACAUUACAAUCACACCAGAGAAUUCACACUGGAGAGAAACCUCAUAGCUGUGAUCAAUGUGGGAAGAGUUUUACUACAUCAAGCAAUCUGACUAUUCACCAGAGAACACACACAGGAGAGAAACCUCAUGGCUGUAGUCAAUGUGGGAAGAGUUUUACUACAUCUAGCAUUCUGACUAUUCACCAGAGAACACACACAGGAGAGAAACCUUAUAGCUGUAAUCAAUGUGGGAAGAGUUUUGUUACAUCCAGCAAUCUGACUAUUCACCAGAGAACACACACAGGCGAGAAACCAUAUAGCUGUAAUCAAUGUGGAAAGUGUUUUGCUCAUGCAGGCAACCUGGUAGCACACCUGAGAAUACACACUGGAGAGAAACCUUAUAGCUGUGAUCAAUGUGGGAAGGGUUUUACUUCAUCUAGCCAUCUGACUACACACCAGGGAACACACAGGAGAGAAACCUCAUAGCUGUCAUCAAUGUUGGAAGAGAUACUCUGACAAAAGAUCUGUGAUUUAAACAUCAGAAAAUACAUGAAGGAGUUGUUUCAGGAUAUCAAUGAAUUAAUGUCACAAUGUAGAAUGUUUUAACAUUGUAGUAGGAGUAUAUUAAUGAUGUCAUAAUGUAGAAUGUUUUAACAUUGUAGUAGGAGUAUAUUAAUGAUGUCACAAUGUAGAAUGUUUUAACAUUGUAGUAGGAGUAUGUUAAUGAUGUCACAAUGUAGAAUGUUUUAACAUUGUAGUAGGAGUAUAUUAAUGAUGUCAUAAUGUAGAAUGUUUUAAAAUCACAGGAGUAUUUGAAUUAAUAUGACAAUGUACAAUGUUUUUAACAUUGUAGUAAUGUAACCUUUAUUUAAGUCAGUUAAGAACAAAGUCUUAUUUACAAUGGUAAAAUGUCAUUAAAAAGACGUUGACAAGAAGACCAGACUAGACAUCCAUCAUGGUCGGUUUUGGUUGAAAGUGAAAGUUGAAAAGACAUCUUCUU